Molecule: messenger RNA, 1050 nt
Organism: Populus trichocarpa (black cottonwood)
Lineage: Eukaryota; Viridiplantae; Streptophyta; Magnoliopsida; Malpighiales; Salicaceae
Exons: 2
Coding region: 368-937 (189 amino acids)
Source: RefSeq, a predicted model, not a curated record
CCGUCUCUCCCAGUGGUCACCACCAUGUUUCCUCUUUGACUAGCUAGAUCUCUAUCUCCCAAUAGGUUUAGGUUUAGGUUUAGGUUUAGGUUAGUCCAAGCAAUGAAUUAAAUUAAUGGAGUUACUAAACGUAGACAAAUAGCAAAACAGAAGAAGCUCCCUUUUUCAAAUCCCACCGUAGAAGACGACCUCCAGAAACAAAACCCUACUUUCCAGCCUUUCACUGCUUAACCACCGCCACAGCAGACUCUCUCUAGAGUCUAAUCUACUCCCUCCCCAGAAUUACUAACCAAAAGUUAUAUAUAUAAAUUGAAAAAAAGAAAACCUCAGGAAACAAUAAGAGGCAGCACGCACAGUACUCAUUCUAAUGGAGGAGUGCAUGAGAAAGCUAGCUUUAUGGCACACUCGAACAUUCAAUCCCAUUAUGACUCACGAAGAGCUCGAGCCCCUCAUGACUACCAUGGGCUUCGUGGGGCUCCCUCCAUCUUCCUCUUCGUCGUGGAAGGAGUACGCUUACAUGGCUAAGCCGCCUAAAUAUUACAAAUACUGCUACGAUCACUCGGAGGAGCAGUCGCCAGUGCCACCGCGACCCAAGCUGCCUUACCCUAAGAUAGAUGGCCUCCACCUAUAUACUUACCAAGCUUUCAUCGACUCCGUUAACCUCUACCUCGAGAUGUCUAACAUCUCCGAUCUCUUCCACGUCAGGGGAAUGCCGCUUUCUCGAAAUGUGGAUAGAGAUUGGAAGUGGCGUCGAAUGGAAGAAGAGGAGACUGUGUUUGUUUAUAGAGAAGGGACUCUAGAUCAAACGACUUACCAUCUCUAUCAUUUGAACAAGCCAAGCAGUGGCAAUGGCGAUGAUUCUGUGCUCAUUCGUGACAAGGGCAAAAAUGCUCCCAUUACAUGCAUCGUCCCUUUGAAAGACAUUAUAGUUGUAUGAUUCAGCUCCUCUUUUCAAUUCUUAAACGAUCACCAUGCAUUAGGCAAUUGAUAUUUCUUUUUCUUUUUUAUUUAUUUGGUUCAAGACUAAUCUAUACAGUAAUUUGCUUAUUA